UUAUCCAUGAAGUAAGGAAGUGAAGGAGGAGCUGCUGUCUCUACAAAACCUCUCAUAACAAACACACAUGUCUACAUGCUGCGCCUCCUCAUCUGAGCCAAGUACACACUGCAGGAACACUCUAUAGUCACUUCACAGCUCUCUUGGAGGACACAUUGAUAAAGGUAUAUCUCUUAUGAGGAUGCGCCUUAUGCAGAACAAACUGACAUCACCACAACCGGCUGCAACACACACGUUACAAAACAACUUGGCUCAAGAAUCAUGCCCAGCUGAAUAAGCACAAGAAUCCAGGGUCAGAUCUCAAGCCGUACACCACCCCAGAGCUGCUGCUGCUGCUGCCAGGACAUGGAGGCUCUGUUUGACCAUGUGGGACAUUUUGGAAGAUUCCAAGCAUUUGUGUACUUUACAUCUGCCUUUCAAGCUAUUUCUUGCGGCAUCCACUAUUUGGCAUCUGUGUUCAUUGCUGUUACUCCAAAGUAUAUAUGCAGACCUCCGGGAAAUGUAAGCCUGGUAUUGCUCCAUAAUAAAACUUUCUCUCAAAUUAAUGAAGUUUGGCACCUAUUGACAUCAGCAGAAGAUCCCCUUGUUGUACAGGAGAAAAACGGGGACAUUUGGGAGCUACAUCGUUGCAAUCGGUUUAAACGUGAAGAAUCUUUACCUCCAACAUAUUUAUAUGAUGGGAAUAAGACAUUAUUUUCUUGCUCUGAUGGAUAUCAAUAUGAUCAUACUCAUUUGGAAAGCAGCAUAGUAACAGAUUGGGAUCUGGUGUGUGACCAAGAAUGGCUUGCUAAAAUGACUCAACCAACAUUCAUGCUUGGAGUACUCAUUGGUGCAGUAGCUUUUGGUGAUAUCGCAGACAGAGUGGGAAGACGACCAAUAAUGUGGAUCACAAGUUCUUGCCAGUUUAUAUUCGGUGUUGCUGUGGCAUUUACCUUCAACUACUACAGCUUUGUCAUUGUUCGUUUUCUCCUAGCUAUGGCAUCCAGUGGAUAUCUAGUUGUGGCAUUUGUUUAUGUAACAGAAUAUAUAGGAAGUAAGGCUCGCACAUGGGCCUCAAUGCAUAUUCAUGCUUUUUUUGCUGUUGGAGUUAUGGUUGUGGCUUUUGUUGGAUACAUGAUGCGUACCUGGUGGAUAUAUCAAAUAAUUCUGUCGCUCAUCACCCUACCAUUUAUCCUUUGCUGCUGGAUGCUUCCUGAGACUCCAUUCUGGCUGCAUUCCCAGGGAAGAUACAAAGAAGUAGAACGUGUAAUCGCAACAAUGGAAAAGUGGAACAAAGUGAGCACUCCAUGCAAGCUGUCAGAACUAUGCCCUGUGGAGGAGGGCAUUGAUCCUGAAAGAAGGGAUGCCCAACCUGCCAAAAACCACAGUGUUUUAGACCUAUUUCACAAUUGCACUCUCGCAAGAAGAACCAUCUCAGUGUGGCUCAUCUGGUUUACUGGAAGCUUUGGAUACUAUGUAUUUGCAUUAAACUCUGUCAACUUGGGAGGAAAUGAAUAUUUAAACCUUUUUCUUUCAGGCGCUGUGGAGAUUCCAUCAUAUAUCGUCUGCUGUCUUGGUAUGGACAAACUCGGCAGAAGAAAUACACUGGCUCCAUUCCUUUUACUCAGUACUGUCAUUUGUAUUGUGAUAAUGGUCAUUCCAAAGGACUACAGUACAAUAACCAUUGUUAUGAGCAUGGCGGGGAAGUUUUCAAUAGGUAUUGCAUUUGGAUUAAUUUACCUAUACACAGCUGAACUAUAUCCAACCAUCAUACGAUCCUUGGCUGUUGGUAGUGGGAGUAUGAUGUGUCGGAUUGGUAGUGUGGUUGCUCCAUUCUGUGUUUACCUGACAGAAGUAUGGAUAUUCAUGCCACAGCUACUUGUUGGGAUCAUGGCCUUAGUUUCUGGUCUUUUAACUCUUAUGCUCCCUGAAACCCUUGGAAAGCCAUUAAUGAGCACUAUGGAAGAUGCUACAAAUAAAGAGAAAAAGGAAGAAUCUACAGGAAAAUCAUUAUUCGAGGCCAAUGGUGUUAUGAUGGAAAAAGUAGAGUCCUCUAAUGCAGAUAUCUGUAAUGACUCUCCAAUGCACAGAUUCUAAAGCUUCUCGUCCUUCCAAAUAUAAUCUGACAAACAAUAAUCCUUCAUAUCACUGAUGUUUGUUGUCAAUGAAUGAGUGCAGCUAUGGUGUAAAAAGUUUGCAGGACCAGACUGGAACUUUUUUCAUUUGAUAGACAAAAUCAUAUCAAGUCAUAAGCAUCAAUUUCUGUGAAAUAACUUAGGAGAGCUCAAUGAAAAGCCAACACAUUGUUUGAAUGCCUCAGUAACAUAAAAGUGACAUAAGAGUAACAGUUGAUCUAAAUGUUCAUACAGUUACAGUGCAUUCUAAAAUUCUUUAGAUCCUUUCACUUUUUUUCACAGUUUAUGUUGUGGACAUGCUAAAAUAAAAUAAAAAGUCCCCACAUCAUUCCGGAGGAUAAAGUGCUCAUAGGGAUGUUCAGUACAGCAGAAAAAUUGUAUACCCUUCUCUAAAUCGGUGCUUCCAUACAAUCCCGUCUGAGCUCUAUGGGCAGGUCUUUCCACCUAAUGGCUUGGUUUUUGCUCUGAUAUGCAUUGUCAGCUGUGAGGCCUGAUAUAUAGACAUGGAUGUGUCUUUGCAAAUACUGUCCAAUCACCUGAAUUUAACACAAGUGACUCCAAUCAAGGUGUGGAAACAUCUCAAAGAUAGUCAAGAGAAAUAAGAGGCCUCCAGAGCUAAAUGUAAGCUUUAGUUUAUAAUGUUUAAUACAUUUGCAAAAAAGUUCUAAAAUUCUAUUUUCCCAUUCUACUUAAAAUGUAUUGAGUGCAGAAUGAUAGGAAAAUCUUGAUUUUGUUAUUUCUGCACAAGGCAUAGCAAAUUGUGAAAAAAGUGAAUGGGUCCGAAGACUUUCCGAAUGCAUUGUACCUUAAAGAGUACCUGUCACCAAACCAAACUUUUAAUAUAUUGUUCCUUAUGUAAUUAUAAGACACUUUGCUAUUUACUUGCUGUUAAAAUUCUCAACCUUUUAUAUGUUUUUAAUGUGAUUGAAAAAAUGGUCACUAGGUGGCUCUGUUCUGUUCCCUGCCGCAAGUCAAACACUUAGUUUGGUCUCCUCCCAGCCUGGCAGGAGACCAAACUCAGGAAGUGCAUGCAGGGCAUGGCGAGGCACAGCUCUCGCAGGCUUCAGUGAUGUCACCCCUGCUGGGGAACGCCCAUUUUCUCCUGCCUGGAGCUCACACUGGGGAACACCCACUUUCUCCUGAUGGGAGCUCACACAUUGUGAGCAAGGGGAGCUUUUUAAAGCUCAGAAAAAAUUUUAAGGGCAGGAGAGGUAUUAGGAGUAGUUUGGGAAUAUAAUUAAAGUUAGCUGCAUUUGAUUAUUAAUGGGAUCAUUCUAUUUUUGUUGCACUAAUGUACCAAUAAGAUAUGUACCAGAAUGACAUCCAAGCUGCUACUAUAAAGACAAGCGUUAUUAGUGUUGUGAUUUAACAUUUAUUUUUAAUUAAAUUUGUUUUGUUUUGAUGACAUGGCGGCUAGCAGCAAAAAUUAUUUGAAUUGAGAUACAGUAAAAAAAUACUUUUUAACCAGCACAGCAAAUUAUACUUUCAGGUCAUCAUAUUAAAUAUAUAGCUUUGGCAAUGGGUAGUGUUUGCUUUAGCACCUGCAUGGAGGUGUGAAUGUCUAAUGAAAAAGUAAGAACAUACUUCCACAAAUUCACCGCUUAAAAUUUGGUCACUAUUGUUUUAUAAAAUGUUGCAUAAAUGAAUACUACAAGUGAAUAAUAAACUUUAAUGUAUCUUCAGAGAAAGAAGCCCCUUUCUCCCCUUUAUCAAGCUUCCCCUUCCUACCUCCUAGGUAGGGAUCAGAUUAAGGCUAAGUUUCCAAUUGUUUUUUUCUAUUUGGCGUUUUGAAAAAACGCUGCGGCCAGAUGUUAGCUGGAAAUCAAUGAAAAAACGCAAAAUUAUUUUUCCCCUUUGCCUUUUUCAGUUUGGCGUUUUUACUACAGUUUUACGUUUACAGUAGUGUGGAAAAAAUUGUAUUUAACGAAAGCAGAGUGUGCUCCAUGAUGGGAGUAGUAGUACCUGCAGUUAAGGACAGAUCACAGUGGGUAUCAAUCCUGACACCCAAUG
Hyla sarda is the source of this 4124-nucleotide messenger RNA. RefSeq names its product solute carrier family 22 member 16 (gene SLC22A16). The record is from RefSeq and is a predicted model, not a curated record. Gene Ontology annotation, biological process: transmembrane transport. NCBI's taxonomy places the organism in Eukaryota, Metazoa, Chordata, Amphibia, Anura, Hylidae. The transcript has 8 exons. The coding region runs from base 346 to 2076 and encodes 576 amino acids. Gene Ontology annotation, cellular component: membrane.